AAUGCUGGAAUUAUGAGCCAGUAAAACGUCCAAAUAUAAAUGAGGUAGUCUUAUCGCUCAAAAAAUUAGUUUCACUCGAAAUACAUGAGGUUAUAACUAAGAUAAGUUUUGAAGAUUAUAAUAAAGGAAGUACUUCAUUUGUAAAUACCGAAUCCGAUCUUAAAUCUGAUGAAUCAAGUGAAAAAUUUAUAGAUGAUAAUGAUUUGAUAUUAUUAGAUGAAUUCAACCAAUUUAAGAUUAUAGAAUCUGAAUUUACAAACAAUUCAAGCUUGCAAAAACAAAAGCCUUCUCUAUUUAAAACGAUAAGUAAUCCGACUUUUCAAGUUGAAAAUUUAUCAAGAAGUUCAUUAGAUUCAUUGGAAUCAAUAUAUAAUAAUACAAUGAAUAAUAUUAUCGAUUAUGACCAGUACGGAACGGAACAAAUUUCACAAAAUGCUAUAUAA
This is a messenger RNA of Funneliformis mosseae, 443 nucleotides long. The record is from the annotation of a GenBank genome assembly. Lineage: Eukaryota; Fungi; Glomeromycota; Glomeromycetes; Glomerales; Glomeraceae.